AUGACUUAUCUUAUAGCAAAUUCCAAUAAAAACACCAUAGCCAGAAAUGCGGGAAUUUAUUGGACUUUUUAUCAACUUAGUGUUUUAAUUGGAAAUUCGGUGGUCUACCUGGUAUUUAAAGGCUACAGUAUCAUAACAUUCAAAGAAAGAGUAAAGGUGCUUUGUUUUUUGGCUGGAAUAAGCGCUACAGGUGUUUGUUCAACUUUCAUACUGAAAAAAUCUGUCAAACCGCCAUUGGAAAAGGACGAGGAAAAUGAUGAAGCCCCUGUUGAACCGGAUGUUGGUCCUAUGGAGGAGUUUUUACAAACUUUGAAGCUAAUUUUUACCAGGAAUAUGCUGCUGCUAAGUGCUCUUUUCUUUUAUACAGGUUUUGAGAUGAGAUUUUGGGGUGGGGUGUUGGGUCCAACCUUGGGAUUUGCGAAGCUAUUCAAAAAUCGUAAAGAACUCGUAGGGCUAACUGGAAUCGCAGUUGGGACUGGAAAUUGUUUUGGUUAG
Brassicogethes aeneus is the source of this 495-nucleotide messenger RNA. Lineage: Eukaryota; Metazoa; Arthropoda; Insecta; Coleoptera; Nitidulidae. The record is from the annotation of a GenBank genome assembly.